Hyaena hyaena (striped hyena) is the source of this 2169-nucleotide messenger RNA. RefSeq names its product hyaluronan synthase 1 (gene HAS1). The transcript has 5 exons. Gene Ontology annotation, molecular function: hyaluronan synthase activity. Gene Ontology annotation, biological process: hyaluronan biosynthetic process; extracellular matrix assembly. Lineage: Eukaryota; Metazoa; Chordata; Mammalia; Carnivora; Hyaenidae. Bases 112 to 1869 code for a protein of 585 amino acids. The record is from RefSeq and is a predicted model, not a curated record.
UCAGCCUUCCUCCGCCCCCGCCUGCGUCGGGCUUCAAAUGACCCCCGGGCUCCCCAGCCACAGAGAGACCGGGGAGCCAGCAGGAGAGGAGCGCCCGCCGGACCCACAGCGAUGAGACAGGACGUGCCCAAGCUCACCCCGGCCGCCCGCCACUGCUCCGGCCUGGCCCGGCGGGUGCUGACCAUCACGUUCGCGCUGCUCAUCUUGGGCCUCAUGACCUGGGCCUACGCCGCCGGGGUGCCGCUGGCCUCCGAUCGCUACGGCCUCCUCGCCUUCGGCCUCUACGGGGCCUUCCUCUCGGCGCACCUGGUGGCGCAGAGCCUCUUCGCGUACCUGGAGCACCGGCGGGUGGCGGCGGCGGCGCGGCGCGCGGCGGCGCGGGGGCCCCUGGACGCGGCGGCGGCGCGCAGCGUGGCGCUGACCAUCUCCGCGUACCAGGAGGACCCCGCGUACCUGCGCCAGUGCCUGGCGUCCGCGCGCGCCCUGCAGUACCCGCGCGCGCGCCUGCGCGUCCUCAUGGUGGUGGACGGCAACCGCGCCGAGGACCUCUACAUGGUGGACAUGUUCCGCGAGGUCUUCGCCGACGAGGACCCCGCCACCUACGUGUGGGACGGCAACUACCACCAGCCCUGGGAACCGGCGGCGGCGGGCGCGGCGGGCGCGGCGGGCGCGGGCGCCUACCGGGAGGUGGAGGCCGAGGACCCCGGGCGGCUGGCGGUGGAGGCGCUGGUGAGGACGCACCGGUGCGUGUGCGUGGCGCAGCGCUGGGGCGGCAAGCGCGAGGUCAUGUACACCGCCUUCAAGGCGCUCGGCGACUCGGUGGACUACGUGCAGGUUUGUGACUCAGACACGAGGCUGGAUCCCAUGGCAUUACUGGAGCUGGUGCGAGUGCUGGAUGAGGACCCCCGGGUAGGGGCUGUUGGGGGAGACGUGCGGAUCCUUAACCCCCUGGACUCCUGGGUCAGCUUCCUAAGCAGCCUGCGGUACUGGGUGGCCUUCAAUGUGGAGCGGGCUUGUCAGAGCUACUUCCACUGUGUGUCCUGCAUCAGCGGUCCCCUGGGCCUGUACAGGAACAACCUCCUGCAGCAGUUCCUCGAGGCCUGGUACAACCAGAAGUUCCUGGGCACCCACUGCACCUUCGGGGACGACCGGCACCUCACCAACCGCAUGCUCAGCAUGGGCUAUGCCACCAAGUACACGUCCCGGUCCCGCUGCUACUCGGAGACGCCGUCGUCGUUCCUGCGCUGGCUGAGCCAGCAGACGCGCUGGUCCAAGUCGUACUUCCGCGAGUGGCUGUACAACGCGCUCUGGUGGCACCGGCACCACGCCUGGAUGACCUACGAGGCGGUGGUGUCGGGCCUCUUCCCCUUCUUCGUGGCGGCCACGGUGCUGCGGCUCUUCUACGCCGGCCGCCCGUGGGCGCUGCUGUGGGUGCUGCUGUGCGUGCAGGGCGUGGCGCUGGCCAAGGCGGCCUUCGCGGCCUGGCUGCGCGGCUGCCCGCGCAUGGUGCUGCUCUCGCUCUACGCGCCGCUCUACAUGUGCGGCCUCCUGCCCGCCAAGUUCCUGGCGCUGGCGACCAUGAACCAGAGCGGCUGGGGCACCUCCGGCCGCCGGAAGCUGGCCGCCAACUACGUGCCGCUGCUGCCGCUGGCGCUCUGGGCCCUGCUGCUGCUGGGCGGCCUGGUCCGCAGCGUGGCGCGCGAGGCCACGGCCGACUGGGGCGGCCCCUCGCGGGCCGCCGAGGCCCACCACCUGGCCGCAGGGGCCGGCGCCUACGCGGGCUACUGGGUGGUGAUGCUGACGCUCUACUGGGUGGGCGUGCGGAGGCUCUGCCGGCGGCGCGCGGGCGGCUACCGCGUGCAGGUGUGAGUCCCGGAACCGGGCGGGGACCCCCAGGAGCCACGGACUUGCUGGCUGAUUCUCUGGGCGCCUCUUUCCCUCCUCUGUGAAGUGAGGGCGUCGACCCAAGACUCUUCAGCCUGGACUGUUUGGGGGCUGGGACUUGGGGUCUUUGGGCAGGGGUAUUUAUUGAUCAGGGUGUGGAUUUUUAGGGGCAGGGGGAGGCAGGGGUCCCCGUAUGCUGUUCUGGGGCCCGCUCUCUACCUGUUCAUAUUUAAUAUCCAUUUGUACUGUGUGAUUAGGAUAUAAUAAAGAAUUUUAUUUAUUUUC